Molecule: messenger RNA, 2229 nt
Organism: Crotalus tigris (Tiger rattlesnake)
Lineage: Eukaryota; Metazoa; Chordata; Lepidosauria; Squamata; Viperidae
Gene: LRRC14
Product: leucine rich repeat containing 14
Exons: 6
Coding region: 463-1992 (509 amino acids)
Cellular component (GO): cytoplasm
Molecular function (GO): protein binding
Source: RefSeq, a predicted model, not a curated record
CGGGCUUCGGGGGGGGGGGAAAGCGCGGGCCAGACGGAGCGAGACGCGGAUUUAGUCAUGGAGGAAUCCUAAGGGAAGAGCUUUAAAGAGGAUACGAUAUACAAAGCUACAUUUCCUGAGGAAGUCAACUCAUUUUGGAUAGCUCUGUGGAUCAAAUCAGAAGAAGAAGCAGCAGCAGCCACAAUCCUUAAGAGUCGGAAGGGCUGAAUCUGCUUUUUGGAUCCAGUGGGAUUAGCCUGUCAGCAGAGCAGCUAUCUGUGGAGGUAACCUUUCUCUUAUCCCAAGACAUCCAGAAGCUUCCAGGACCUGAGAAGGAGUGGCAGAACCUGGAGGCGGAGUCUAAAGAGGAAUCAGCCUAGAAUCCCUUCGUAGCUGCAAGCAGACUAAAUCCCACCUUCCUUCAGUGACCAUUAUCUCACUUCAGCAGCGUCCCUCUGGCUCGCUCCCUGGCCGGUUGCCGCCAUGUAUUCCCUGGUCUUCCUCUGUGCCCAGAAAGUUGUCUCUCAUUACACAACUCUGCAAGAUGCCCUGGGCUUCCUCCCGAAGGAGCUGUAUCCCGUCCUGUUCAAGGCCGCGUUCAUGGAUAAGAGAACUCCGUCGCUCCAGCAGUUAGUGCAGACCUGGCCCUUCCACGUCCUCAGUUUCCAGAAACUCCUGCGCAAGUGUCAGCAUUGCGAACGGGCCCUGAUCCGGGAGAAACCCAACAAGCUGUGCAUUCAGGCCAUUAUCUUGGGGGUGGUGACGUACCUCAUGAAGAUGCUGGAGGAUCGAAGUCGUACUAAGAGCAAGGGGCAGCGCUUGCAGAUCCUGGACAUGACGGGCCUGCAGGACGAAGGGCAGGGCCCGGAGAGCAUGAGCUUGUGGUCCAGGACGGUCACGCUGGCCAAGGCCUGCCUGGACGUCUCCAAGCAGCAGAGCAAGUGCUUGAAGCGCUCCUCCAAGCGCAGGAAGGGCCCCUACAGCAGCUCGGUGGCCCAGCCGGCGCCCCAGCCCGUUUCCGUGGACGUCUGGGUGGACCUCUUUGUCAACAGCACCUCCUACGUGGUGCUGAAGGACGCCCUGCAGAUCAACAGCAGCAACGCCCUGCGCCUGCGGUGCCGGGACUUCCGGGCGGAAGAGCUGUCCAUCGCCAGCACCGUGGGGCUCCUGGAGUUCCUGGACCCGGCCGGGGUCCGGCAGGUGGACCUGCGCUUCAACAACCUCGGCCUCUCCGGCCUGCGGGUGGUCCUCCCCCACUUGACCAAGUUCACCAACCUGGCCAGCCUGAAGCUGCCCUACAGCAACAUCGACGUCCGGCGUCUGACGGUGGGCAUGGAAGGGAGCCUGCAGUACUUCGCCACCCAGCUCAGCCGCCUGAGCUGCCUCAAAGAGCUGAACCUGGGCUCCUCGCGGCUGUCGGGGAAGCUGCGGCACCUGCUGGGGGACCUGCGAAGCCCCCUGGAGAGCCUGGAGCUGGCCUUUUGCUACCUGCUGCCCAACGACUUUGCCUACCUUUCCCAAAGCCUCCACACCUCGGCCCUAAAGAAGCUGGACCUGAGCGGCAACAACCUGUCCGACAGCCUCCUCCAGCCCCUGCAGGGCCUGCUGACCGAGGCCGCCUCCACCUUGCUCCACCUGGACAUCAUGGAGUGCCGCCUGAUGGACACCCACCUCAACCUGCUCCUGCCGGCCCUCUGCCGCUGCUCCCACCUGCGCUACCUGGGCGUCUUCGGCAACCCCAUCUCGGCCAAAGGGGUGAAGAACCUGCUCCACAAGACGGUGGGCCUCUUGGACCUGCGGCUGGUCAUCUACCCCUACCCCGUGGACUGCUACGGGGACGACCUGCCCUGGCCCCCCACCUCCUCCAACCUGCUCAACGGUUCCGUGGACGAGGAGAAGUUCUCCCGGGUCAGCAACGAACUCCAGCAGAUGCUGCUCAGCGCCAACCGGGGAGACGCCAUCUGGACCACGAACCUUUGUCGCCACAACAGCCUCGACUAUUUCAGUUUAUAGCCCCCACCCCCUCGGGGCCACCGUACUCUUCUCCUCCGAAAUGUGGAAUAAAGCCCCUCCUUUUCCUCUGUUGUGGCUGAUCUGAGCCCUCUGGGCGGUCCCGGAAGUCGCGCAGCCGAUUAAGAGCCAGCAGGGAGGUUUUCCGCAAGCGUGGAAACGCGCCCUGCCGGUGGUGCUGGGCCCCGAAGGAGCCGGUGAACGGAAGCCACCACGCAGGGAUGGGGAGGGGGGGCACAG